UCGCUCCGCCGGCGCCAUCGCGGCUGUGAGCAGCGGGGCCAGCCGGGAAGGGGGCGGUGCUGUGAGACGGCGGCGUGGCAGCGCUUCCCUCAUGGCGAUGGUCCGGCUGUGCUGCGUGAGGAGCGGCCGCGCCUUGUCGGCCAUGGGGAGGUGGCUGCAUGGGGGGACCUGCAGGACGGUGUGGAAGGAGGAGGCCGCCGGGCCGCCCUGCUCGCUCGGUAGGGCCGUGUGUUGGUGGGCACACAACGGGAGAAUCCACGGCUUUCUCGGUGACCGUGUGCCGUCUCGGUUCCUGCGCCGUUGGUCUCACAGAAUCACACAGAAUCACACAUUGACCCGGGUUGGAAGGGACCUCAAGGAUCAUGUAGUUCCAACCCCCCUGCCUGGCAGGGCCGCUCCUGUCGCUGCCAUCCCGCAGGUUGGAGGAGGUAAAAGCGAAGAGUUCCGCGUGGUGUACAGGUUCCCUGGUAUUAAAUACUGCCGGCUGCUGUCGAGGUUGAAGCUGCUUCAGACCGCAACGACGCUGCUGGUGCUUCCACCCGUGUGUUACCUGCACCUGCAGCAGCAGCUGCCCCAGGCCGUGCUGCUGUACACGGCCGGCAUCGCUGUCUUUGCCGCUGUGAUGCUGUACGGGAUGAGUUACUUUUUCAGACGAAUUAUCGGGUUGAUUUACUUAAGUGAAAGCGGAAGAACCGUCAAAGUGUCCCACAUGACGUUCUGGGGGAGGCGCAACGACAUCUGCUGCCCCUUGGAGACGGUGAUGACUUUGGAUGAGGUCGGGGAUGCCAGGGGAGAGCUGCUGCUCCGGUUCAGAAGGUACAACAGCACAGAGGUCUUGUAUUUCACUAUUAAAUACGGACAGAUUGUGGACAGACAGAAGUUUAUGCAGAUAUUUGGAGAGCUGCAGUGAUUCAGCGGCAGCUGAUGCCUCUUGUUGUAUUGUUCCUUAUGUGGAUUCUUGCACAACAUGCAAUUCGUUUAUCGAACUGAUACACUUCUGUCAUUUUUGCCACGUCUGCUGGGCUGUGUGUUCAGUGUAACAGUAUCCAACAGUCCUCUGGGUAAGUAAGUAAGUGUUGCAGUUCUGGGGUGAGCAGGAGUGCUCCUUUUGGAUGCAGUUAGUGUGUGCAGUGUCACACAGCCAUAGAGGCAGCGAGGUGCUGCCCUGCAAUGUUUCAGCUUUGGAGGCUUUGGGUAAAAAAAAACCCAAGCUUUCAAAGUGAGUGUCAGAGCAUCCUCAUUUCAGAUUCACCUUCAGCAAGGUUUAGGUUAGCUGGGAAACUUAGUGAAAUUCAAGUGCUCCCAUACAGUCGUAUGAUAAAUGAUGCUAGAUGUCAGAGUGAUACUGGCCCAUGGAUUUAUGAGCAGUAAUUAGUAGUUAUAAUGGUGAAAAGGCUUCCUGACAAUCAUAAAAUCAGUGUUAAAGAAACGAUAUUUGGAUCAGCUCUGAGUACGCAGGGCUGGUGGCUGUGUGGGUGCAAACAGAACCCAAGUGCUGCUGCACAGCUGAUGUCUGGGUGGUUAAAGCCCCUCCAGGAGCCUUCAGUGUUAAAUCAUUUCCCAUUGAAAUAAAGGAAGAAUGCAGUAUUCUUCGUUUGUGGUGCUAUGAAUGACAGGGAGCCCUUUCUCAGUUCGGAUUUUAACAAUCAUUAUGUUGAAAUUUGGAACUACUUGUUCUUGUCUGCAUAUGUUCAUGCUGGGGGGGUUGUUUGUAUGUAUGUGUGAAUGACAUUUAAUCACUGCUGUAGCACUCGAGUUGCAAAAACAGUAAAUAUUGCUAAAAAAUUA
Messenger RNA from Coturnix japonica (Japanese quail), 1788 nucleotides. It is a transcript of the gene TMEM186, whose product is annotated as transmembrane protein 186. Gene Ontology annotation, cellular component: mitochondrion. NCBI's taxonomy places the organism in Eukaryota, Metazoa, Chordata, Aves, Galliformes, Phasianidae. The record is from RefSeq and is a predicted model, not a curated record.